GCGACAGACAGAGAGAAUGAGAGGGAGAGAAAGAGAGAGAAUAAUAGUUAAGGAGCUGAAAAAUUUCUAAAUUGAUUUCUGUGCAAGCGUGUGGUGAGGGGAAGAGAGUGAGAGAGUGUGAAAAGAAAGGCACAACAUGCAGUUCAAUUGAGCAUUAUUUUUUGAAAAUUCCCUCCAUUUUGGCCAAUCGAAAAUUUAAAAUUAUAUAUUGUAUUCUGGAAUAAGAAAAAAUUGCAUAAAAGCGAAAAGCAGAAGGACGCAAAGUAGAAGGAAUAGGAGAAGGGAGAAAGCGUCGGAGGCGAGGAGGUGGAAUGCGAGAGAUCGUUACACUACAGAUCGGCGGAGCCGGCAAUGCUAUUGGCGAUGCGUUUUGGCAUGUGAUCUCGCAUGAACACGGUGUGGAUUAUGCAUCCGGACGCUUUGGAGGCACAAGUCCUUUGCAACUGGAGCGCAUCAAUGUGUUCUUCAAUGCGACGGCGAGCAAACGUUUCUAUGCCCGCACCAUCAUCAUUGAUACGGAAGCCAGCACCAUACAGCGUCUCAAUUCGAGCAGUCAAUUAUAUCGGCCGGAGAAUUUUGUAGCCGGCUCGGAGAGUGCCGGAAAUAAUUUUGCACGUGGUUAUCACACGGAUGGCGCUGAGAUUCUCGACCAGGUGCUGGAAAAUACACGGCGUGAGGUGGAAUCUGUGGAUUCAUUGCAGGGAUUCCAAUUAUUGCAUUCCAUUGGAGGCGGUACCGGAUCCGGUUUGACAUCGCUAAUCAUGGAGGCGCUAGUGGAGCAAUAUCCGGAUAAUUUGCUUUGUAAUUAUGUGACGAUACCGUCUCCGAAUAUGUCCCAGGUCGUUGUGGAGCCGUACAAUGCCCUGCUCAGCAUUCCGGCAUUGGUUAAUAAUUCCCAUUUGACCUUUUGUCUGGACAAUGAGGCGUUAUUUCAGAUCUGCAAUCGCAAUCUGAAGAUACAAAUGUCCGGCUAUGAGCACAUCAAUCACAUUGUCGCCUUGACCAUGUCGGGGAUCACAACGUGCCUCCGUUUUCCUGGUCAACUGAAUGCGGGUCUCCGAAAGAUCUAUGUGAAUAUGGUGCCAUUUCCCCGCCUACAUUUCCUCAUUCCGGGCUUUGCACCGUUGGUCACCUGCAAGCAGCAACAGUUUAGCAAGGGUACCGUCUCCGAGCUCGUCCAGCAGAUCUUCUCCAGCAACAAUCUUCUGUGUGCCAUCGAUCUUCGCAAGGGUAAACUUUUGACAGCUGCUGGAAUCUUUCGGGGUCGCAUGUCACCCCGUGAGGUCGAUCAACUGAUGACCGGAGUGCGUAACAAGAAUCUUCAUAACUUUGUUGAUUGGAUUCCCAACAACAUCAAGACUGCGAUCUGUGAUAUUCCUCCUCGUGGACUAAAGAUGUCCGCCACGUUCAUUGGCAAUACGACGGCGAUACAGUCGCUAUUUCAGCGUCUAUUGGAUGGUUCCAGCAUCAUGUUACGCCGUAAGGCCCAUCUGCACUGGUACACCGGGGAGGGCAUGGAGGAGCAGGAGUUCAUCGAUGCCCAGGAGGAGCUUCAAGCCAUCAUUGAUGAUUAUCGCGGCAGCGGAGAUGUUGGCGAUCAAAACGGCAACGCGAAUGGCGAUGGCGAUGAGGACGAAGUUGUCGAUGGUCCUCAAUGCGCCUAUUGUGCCGACUAAGGGGAAUUCCCGCCAGAAUGUUUCUUUAUUUUUCUUUUGGCAAUAAAGUCCUCUGUCUUGGCUAAUUA
Messenger RNA from Drosophila innubila, 1744 nucleotides. RefSeq names its product probable tubulin beta chain CG32396 (gene betaTub65B). Bases 312 to 1676 code for a protein of 454 amino acids. Gene Ontology annotation, cellular component: microtubule; cytoplasm. NCBI's taxonomy places the organism in Eukaryota, Metazoa, Arthropoda, Insecta, Diptera, Drosophilidae. The record is from RefSeq and is a predicted model, not a curated record. Gene Ontology annotation, molecular function: GTP binding; structural constituent of cytoskeleton; GTPase activity. Gene Ontology annotation, biological process: mitotic cell cycle; microtubule cytoskeleton organization. The transcript is spliced from 2 exons.